AUGCCUAACCCAAGGGCACGGGGCCAAGCAAGGUCACACUCUGCUGACCGAUUCCGUUAUCGACUUGACAUGCACCUUGUACCCCAAGAAAUGCUGUCAGAACAUCCGCCAAGCAGUAUUUCUGAGGAUACAAUCCGGGAUCGCAUUUCUCGGAUAUACAAUGCACUUAUCAAUAAAGGCAUGAAGGUGCAAACUGAGUCCGCAAUGAGAUCUUCUGAACUACUGGCACUUCGGGAGCUCCUGCAAAAAGGGCGAUGCACUGGCUACGACACACUUCUCGAGACAACGUGGUUUGUAUACCGAGUAGAUCCCAGUCUUGGCAAGCCUCAGAAGCCGCAAAAUGCCCACAUUGGUGUCAUCACACCACUUUUCAGCAAGGAGCGCUAUCGCCUCAGAUACCAGCUCCCAUCUUCCACCACAAGUUGCCCGAUAUACAAAGGGAUCGAGGCCAUCUUUGCCGCCGCCAAAGAGGGUGGUUUCCCCUUUUCGGACACCUAUGCCAUUUCAGCUGGCGUCUUUCUACCAAACGAUCACCCAUUGAUACGCUCAUCGAACCCUGACAAUGUUUUGAACUACACGGCCUUGCUUGCCCAAAGUUUACGAUCUCCAAUGAUGAUCGACCCGUCCGCUCUCGUCACGGUCAAAGUGCCUUCAACAACAAAUGAUUGGCGUCCUGUCAUCCCCAGCUACGACCACCCUGCUUAUCUUGCUAGACAGUGGUUCUACUUGGUAGCACGUGUCUACGAGAGGGCUUUGCUUCAUCCGAUCAGACGCCGAGAGCCGAUUAAUGACCUGAUUAACACUUGGGAGUUUGCGGAGGGUAACAAGACAAGAGCUUGGACUAAAAUUCGGCGCUUCUUGAAAAGGUAUUCCCAGCAUGGAAACAUGCGGCAAACCGACGUGAACUUUUGGGACAAUAGAUGGGCGGAGUUUGGGAAACAUUAUUGCAAGAUGGAGAAACGUUCAGUUGGCAACAAAUGA
Messenger RNA from Metarhizium robertsii ARSEF 23, 981 nucleotides. RefSeq lists its product as uncharacterized. Lineage: Eukaryota; Fungi; Ascomycota; Sordariomycetes; Hypocreales; Clavicipitaceae. The coding region runs from base 1 to 981 and encodes 326 amino acids. The transcript has a single exon. The record is from RefSeq and is a predicted model, not a curated record.